AUGUGUAUCUAUACAUACCUGUUUCGCGUAUUUAAUUAUUUUUGCGUCGCGAGGGGUUUUGGGUACAGCCGGAGGAGUUGGACAUUUGGACGAGGUGUUGGUGGAGGAAUUGGUGGAGGAAUUGGUGGUGGAGUUGGAGGUGACAGUGGAGGAAUUGAAGGUGGAGUCGGUGGAGGCUUAGGCGUUAGUAUAGGUGGCAGAUUUGGUUGUGGUGGAGGUGGUGGUGGUGGUGGUACGGCGGUGGAGAGAGAUGUUGGUGGCGGUGAUGUGAAAUAUCCUGAUUCCCCUAUUUUGCAGCAAGAGGGAGACGAAGAAGAUGAUGGGUGGAAGUUGUGA
This is a messenger RNA of Erythranthe guttata (spotted monkey flower), 336 nucleotides long. NCBI's taxonomy places the organism in Eukaryota, Viridiplantae, Streptophyta, Magnoliopsida, Lamiales, Phrymaceae. The record is from RefSeq and is a predicted model, not a curated record.